Messenger RNA from Ramularia collo-cygni, 993 nucleotides. Its product is annotated as related to putative snare protein syn. The transcript has 3 exons. The record is from RefSeq and is a predicted model, not a curated record. Gene Ontology annotation, biological process: exocytosis; vesicle fusion; intracellular protein transport. Gene Ontology annotation, cellular component: endomembrane system; SNARE complex; plasma membrane. Bases 1 to 993 code for a protein of 330 amino acids. NCBI's taxonomy places the organism in Eukaryota, Fungi, Ascomycota, Dothideomycetes, Mycosphaerellales, Mycosphaerellaceae. Gene Ontology annotation, molecular function: SNARE binding; SNAP receptor activity.
AUGGCCUCCUCACAGUACAACAGCUACAACAAUGGCGGAUAUGCCCAGUCCAACCCAUACGACACCCGUGGUGGCAGCUACGACGCGCCACCUCCAUCAUACGGACAAGCACACGACGUCGAAAUGCAACCCCUCGCGGGCAACGGAGCCCCAUACUCGGCCACACCACAGCCUCGCGAUCCAAAUGCCAUUCUCAACGACUGUCGUGCCGUUGGCCGUGCGAUUGACGACCUCGAGAACCGCCUGACCGACCUGCAGCGCCUGCAACGCAACUUCGUCUCUGGCACCGGCACCUCUAACAAGGAAGUCGAUGGCUUGAGUGCAGACAUUAUGAGUGGAUACCGUGGGCUGGCCGACCGCGUCAAGCGCAUCAAGAGCCAACCAGAUGCCUCCAACGGACGCAACCGGGCCCAGGUUGAGGCUCUAGAUCGCCGGAUACGCAAGGCCAUCAACAACUACCAGCAAAUCGAAUCACAAUUUCGCAAAGAGGUCACAGAGCAACAGCGGCGUCAAUAUCUCAUUGUGCGUCCUGAUGCGACGGAGUCGGAGAUCAGAGAAGCUACGGAGUCGGGUGGAGAUACGCAGAUAUUUCAGCAGGCGCUUCUGAAUGCCGACCGCAGAGGCCAAGCACAGAGCACACUGAAGAAUGUCCAGCAACGCCACGAUGCCAUUCAGCAGAUUGAACGCACAAUGAUCGAACUGCAGCAGUUGUUUCAAGACCUGGAUGCUAUUGUUGUCGAACAGGAAGCCCCCGUUAUGGCGAUCGAGCAGAAGGCCGAGGAGACGCACACACAUCUUGAGGCCGGGAACGUGCAUGUUGCAAAGGCCGUAGAUAGUGCCCGUGCUGCCAGGAAAAAGAAGUGGAUCUGCUUGGGCAUUCUCGUUGCCAUCAUUAUCAUCAUCAUCCUCGCUGUAGUCAUUUACGGCGCCACAGCAGGAGGUUGGUUCAAGAGCAAGGAUGAUGCGACUACCAACACCAGCACCACGAGCUAG